Messenger RNA from Ixodes scapularis (black-legged tick), 1968 nucleotides. Its product is annotated as inactive selenide, water dikinase-like protein. Lineage: Eukaryota; Metazoa; Arthropoda; Arachnida; Ixodida; Ixodidae. The record is from RefSeq and is a predicted model, not a curated record. Gene Ontology annotation, molecular function: ATP binding; selenide, water dikinase activity. Gene Ontology annotation, cellular component: cytoplasm. The coding region runs from base 785 to 1816 and encodes 343 amino acids. Gene Ontology annotation, biological process: L-selenocysteine biosynthetic process. The transcript has 8 exons.
AUGGCGGGAAAGAAGUAAUGGAGAUUUGCAGAAAAUUGGUAGCAGCCACAAAAGAACAUCUCGUCACAUAAAGAACGAAACAUAAGCUCGUAACUAUGAAACUAACAAAAAAAAAAAAAAAAGGCAUUUGCCGGAAAAGCGGUCUUUCGGCUUGGCUGAUUUUCCGCUAGUCUUAUUUUCACGUCACGCCCAACUUGUUGGUCACGCUGGUCACGCCACGGACGUGAAAACAAGUAGAUUGCCGGUAAUUUUCGAGGACGGACGAACUGUUUGUGUAGUACUCGUGUCUAUAAUGGUAGUCCUCUAGUCUCUAGAUGGGUUUAAACGGACCCAGAUAAGGCGUCCCACCGUGCUCCUGAGCUUAUCUUGAGACGCCGACAUUGCGCCGACGGAGCGACGCCGGUCUCCAAAGUUGCUUCGUUGUUUGAGAAGCACUCGAGGGCGGUGCCGUCUGACAGGGAUUCUGGGAUUCUCUAAUCUACUCGGCCCAUCUGGGGUGGAUCGCCAUUGAGCACAGAUCCGUCGCAUGCUUCGCGCCUGGAGCAGUCGACUCCGUCCGUACUGCGCUCGCAGGUUUUACCUACUCGGCGGCAGCGACAGUACCCGUCCGGCGGGCACGAUGAGCGGCGACGGCUAUGUGGUGCGGCGCGGUGCCAGCAACCCUCCUCUCACGUACCGGUUGUUCGACAACGCGGCACAUGGUCUGGAGCCCGAGUUCCGGCUCCUGGACCUGGCAGACAUGAAGGGAUGAGGGUGCAAGGUUCCCCAGGGCGUGCUCCAGAAGAUGCUCAAGACGCUGCAGCCAGGUGGUUCGUCGUCUAGCAGCGUCCAGCACGGCCCUGCGGGAACGCAGAUCGACAUAGGGAUGGACUCGAGCGUCACCCCCCUGGGCGCCUCUGGGUUCUCCCUGGUGCAGACCAUCGACUUCUUCUACCCGUCGGUGGAGGAUCCCUACAUCAGCGGCAAGAUAGCGUGUGCCAACGUGCUGUCUGACCUCUACGCCCUCGGAGUGACGCGCUGCGACAACAUGCUCAUGGUGAUGGCCGUGAGCACCAAACUGACCGAGAGCCAGAGGGACGUCGUGGUGCCCCUCCUCAUCAAGGGAUUCAGGGACCUGGCGGCAGAGGCUGGUACCCGCAUCACGGGUGGCCAGACGGUGCUCAAUCCUUGGCCCAUGAUCGGAGGAGUGGCUUCCAGUUGCUGCCGGGACGCCGAGAUCAUAUCGCCGGACGGCGCCGAGCCCGGGGACGUGCUGGUGCUGACCAAGCCCUUGGGCACCCAGGUGACCAGCAACGCCCACCAGUGGCUGGAUAGGCCCCAGCGCGUGGAGCAGUUGGAAAAGGCCGGCAUCGCGGCCGAGGACAUUCGCCGCAUGUAUUUUCGCGGCAUGGACAGCAUGGCACGUCUGAACCUCACUGCGGCCCAGCUGAUGCAUCGGCACGGGGCUCACGGAGCGACGGACGUGACGGGCUUCGGCCUCCUGGGCCACGCCCAGAACCUGGCGGAGGUGCAGCAGAAGGCCGUGGACCUGCGCAUCCACACGCUGCCCGUGAUCCGAGGGGUGCCCGAGGUGCUGGCGGCCACGGGGACCUCCUUCAAGCUCAUGCAGGGCUACUCCGCUGAGACCUCGGGGGGUCUGCUGGUGUGCCUACCGGAGGAGAAUGCUGUCAAGUUCUGCGAGGAGCUGCAGCGGCUCGAGGGCUACCCUGCCUGGAUCAUCGGGGACGUGGUGGAAGGCCAGAGGCGGGCCGUGCUCGUGGACCAGCCCCGGGUGCUGCCCGUGCCUUCGGCCGACAAGGAAGGAGAGCUCUGGUAGCGGGGAAGGAGGUGCCCCGGUGGGAGACGGAUGAACCUGCGGCUUGAAACGUCGACUCGCGACGUCGGCCGCGGGGGAUGUUUGGGGGUGCUCUCGCCGGGUGACGCUUGCUGACCCGUCUGCCGGAACAAUAAAGGACGCUUUUUACGUUA